Talaromyces stipitatus ATCC 10500 is the source of this 1331-nucleotide messenger RNA. RefSeq names its product O-methyltransferase. The transcript has 4 exons. Lineage: Eukaryota; Fungi; Ascomycota; Eurotiomycetes; Eurotiales; Trichocomaceae. Gene Ontology annotation, molecular function: O-methyltransferase activity. Bases 69 to 1283 code for a protein of 404 amino acids. The record is from RefSeq and is a predicted model, not a curated record.
ACGACGAGAGAUGAGUCGCAAAUAUUUCGCUAUUUCGCUAUCAGCAAGUUUACCUACAGGCAUCAGAUAUGGGAUCAACCAUCAAGUCGUCCGCGCGAGUCUCUGCUCGUUUGAAAGAGCUCGUGCAGAAGAGUGAGCAUCUUAACAUGGACGUAGCUGAUGAGCGUCGUCAGCUAAGUCAUUUGGUUCAAAGUCUCGGCUAUGAACUUGAGACACCUAUGGAAUCAAUUUAUCGGUUGAUUGUUAUCCAGCCAUUGCUCUACAUGUGUGUCCGGGUGGCCAUUAACUUGAACCUUUUCGAGAUUAUGGCGGAAGAUGAGAGUGUUCCCAAGAAUGUCUCUCAGUUGGCUUUACGCGUGGGCGCUGAUGAGACGCUCUUGGGCCGCCUCCUCAAAAAUAUGGCAGCCAGUGACUUGAUCAGUGAGACAGCGUCCGAUACUUACGAGCUGACUACUCUCUCUGCGUCGCUGUUGAAGAUCAGCCACCGUGAUGCAUUUCCCUUCUGCCACGAUGUUCUCCUCCCAUCGUUCUCCGCUACCCCACGGUUUCUCGCAGAAACACGAUAUGCCAACCCAACUAACAUCACCGACACGCCCUUUCAAUUCGGUCAUCACACCAAGCGGACAUUCUUCGAAUAUCUGGGAACGUAUCCGGAACAAGCUCAGCAAUUCAACAACUUCAUGGGACUGUAUGCCACAGACAGACCCCGCUGGCUUGACGAGGGCCACUUCCCCGUCCGGGAGAUCCUAGGUGAAGGUGCUAGUGAAGAAAAAGACGCCGUGUUAAUGGUAGAUGUUGGCGGUGGAAAGGGCCACGAUCUGAUAUUAUUUCAACAGCGGUACGGUGAUCUCCCAGGCCGGUUGAUCCUGCAAGAUCUUCCUUCAGUGGUCAAGCAGGCGGGCCAACUUAGUGCGGGCCUAGAAUCUAUGGGCCAUGACUUUUUCACCGAAAAUCCGAUCAAAGGCGCACGGACUUACUACUUCCACUCGGUGCUACAUGGCUGGCCGGAUGAGAAGUGUCUCGACAUUUUGCGUCAGAUUGCCGCAGCCAUGAAACGUGGUUACAGCAAGCUUUUGAUUAACGAGAUUGUCAUUCCGGACACCAAUGCUCACCGUCUGGCAACGUCUAUGGAUCUGCUCAUGAUGACGGUUGUUGCGGCGGAGGAGCGCACUGAGCAGAAGUGGAAGUACCUUCUGCCUUUAGUUGGGCUUAAGAUUGUUAAAAUUUGGAAGUUUGAGAUUGGUACAGAGAGCCUUAUUGAGGCUGAGCUUGCGGGUGAUUAGUUUUCGUACUGUGAUGUUGUUUCCAUACGUUUAUUUUCCGGUCCAUUC